This is a messenger RNA of Hypoxylon trugodes, 1870 nucleotides long. RefSeq lists its product as uncharacterized. NCBI's taxonomy places the organism in Eukaryota, Fungi, Ascomycota, Sordariomycetes, Xylariales, Hypoxylaceae. The coding region runs from base 300 to 1823 and encodes 507 amino acids. The transcript has a single exon. The record is from RefSeq and is a predicted model, not a curated record.
CAGAGUGGGUUUGAAUAUAUAUUUCGGGGCUGUACUAUAUGUGACGGGACAAGGCUGGGAGGCCGCCCAUGUGCGUCACGCAAUAUGCAUGCAUGCCCAAGCCAUGCAGUUUUUUCCAUGGCACAGCCACGAGGCAGACUGGUUUUCCCGAUACGACGAUAAUAUGCCCAGAUGAUAAACCUUGGGCUAUCCCCUAAACUCUAACAUCAUCUUCAUGUCCCUCAGGUGUUCUUCUCUCUUGGUAGAGAGCUUCAUUCUCCAAAUAAUUUUGAACUGAAAGCGACAAAACUAUUCCUACCAUGGCUUAUUCCUCGAACGAAUACGAAGUAUCUAUCCCAAUAAGUUUAAAGACGCUUAAGGAAGCUACUAGGGGAUACAUACAGGAAUCCCAAACUGAGGACGGCAUUCCUGACUCACCGGAGCUAGGAUAUCGCGAGGUUCCCGUUGAAGUGCGUCAGCGGUCGGAUAGAACCAUCAGAGCCGAGCCGCCACCACCCCCAGUCACCCAGAACAGCUCUACACUACAGCGUCGACGCUUGGGCCGCGGGAAGAAGCAAACAAACGGCUUCGAUGGAGAUAGUGGGAGUGAUUCGGACGAAGGUGACCCAAAAGACGGGCGUAACGGGAACGACGGUCCUAUCGCGCGACAGCGGCGACAGGCGGAAAAGUUAACCGAAGAUUCUGCGCCCCCCGCUAAGGCGAGCUCUUCGUCUUCUACAUUUCUGACGCCUGAGGAAGAGAAGCGCAUGCGCCUACAUCGUGCCUUGCAAAAAGAUUCACGUAUAUGGCAAGGUCUCUUGGACGCUUGUGUAAAGCAUAGGUCUGAUGGUCCAUCAGUGAGAUCUGCUUUGAUUUCGUACAAAUUGAAUCCAAACAUCCCCCCGGAUUCCGUAGAAAGCGAUUUGGAUGUUGAGGUCAUUCGAAAGCAGGAUGAAAGACUGCGUGAUUACCUAGAUGAAGCCUUGUACCACGAACUAGAUGAGACGGCGAGUGACAGUGGUUCGGAUUCAAGCGCAGAACAGAAAAUUCUUGAGGAAGUUAUCUAUCAAAUCGAAUCGGAAUUUAUUUCAUCGUACCUGAAGAUACGCCCUCACAAGUCGGACCAGGCCUGCCGUGAUGAUUUAUUCUCUGCUAUCACUCGAUUAAUUAAGGCUUCGGGCCAUUUACACUUCCCUUCGAAUUCAGCCGAAAAGUUUGUGUCUCAACAUCUCCGCUCCGACCUAUUGCCUAGGAGGUAUGGUUUGCUAGUUAUCGAUGAAAUCUUCAGAGAAGAGACACGGUCCAACAUACAAAUCGAUACCACAACCACCCCUACUCAUUCUGGGCAGUCAGGAAGUUCCGUGGCAGGAGCAGUAGAAGAGUGUCGGACAGAUCUAUCUCUGAUGAAGUCAAUCGUUUCCUCACGCCAAAAAGGCCUGUUGAAUCCCAAGUACACCAAUUGGAUAUAUACGUUGGCACCCCGCUCUGAAAUCAAAAAAUACUGCCGACAAAGACGCAGACAGAUGCGAGGAAGGAAAAUCAGGGGACUUUUCGAACAAUUGGGACAGUCAAGUAUCAGCCAGGAAUUUUAUGUGAAAGACGCAUAUGGGGGCCUUGGGCUUGUGCUGUUCAAGGGGAACCUUCCGUACUCGCUAAGUUCCGUGAAUUACCAACUUUUCUGUAGCUUUGGAUGGUUUAGGCCUAUGAACCAUGAGCGGUGGGUUCGUUACGAGCUUGAUGAGUAUGGCGAAAUCUUCCUGGUUACCAUGGACAAAGAGGUGCUAGCAUUAGCUACCCCUGAAGGAGAUAUGUAUUUUUAUGAUUCCGACCUGCAAAGUUGCUAGGCUGGCAGCAUAAUUUGUAUCAUAGGAUCAGUAUUCGGCCUUAUUGU